This is a messenger RNA of Kickxella alabastrina, 2123 nucleotides long. RefSeq lists its product as uncharacterized. Bases 94 to 2109 code for a protein of 671 amino acids. NCBI's taxonomy places the organism in Eukaryota, Fungi, Kickxellomycota, Kickxellomycetes, Kickxellales, Kickxellaceae. Gene Ontology annotation, cellular component: mitochondrial intermembrane space. Gene Ontology annotation, molecular function: metalloendopeptidase activity. The transcript has 2 exons. The record is from RefSeq and is a predicted model, not a curated record. Gene Ontology annotation, biological process: proteolysis; peptide metabolic process.
GCACUUACUAGCAUUAUUAUUGCAUUUCUAUACCAGUAUAUCAACCACUUAGUCAUUUAUUUAAGCUAACACUUUUCAGCACCAAGCACAAUCAUGACUAAGCCCAUUUCCAAGAGAACCGUGGUCAACUUUGACCUGAGCCCCGAGGACAUUGCCCUCACUGUUGACGAGAUGAUUGCCGAGAGCAAAGCGAUUCUUGACCAGGUUGCUGCCGAGCCCAACCCCACAUUUAACAACGUCAUUGUGCCACUGGCCACACGCGAAAACACCCAGAACGCCGACUACUCUGUCAUUUCGUUUUUGCAGAACGUGAGCACCAAGAAAGAGGUUCGCGACGCAAGCAUUAAAGGGGAGGAAAAGCUCAAUGCGUUUGAAAUCGAAAUGAUUAUGCGCGAGGAUGUGUACAAGGCCGUGCGCGCUGUGUAUAAUAAUCCGGCAGAGCUGGCUGUGCUGGGGCCCGAGGAUCGUAGAUUGGUAGGAAAAAUUGAACAGGGAUACCGCUACAACGGCCUUGCACUCAGCGUCAAGAAACGCAAAAGGCUCAGCCAAAUCAGCAAGCGCCUGUCAGAUCUGGGAAUAGAAUUUAAUAGCAACAUCAACAAAAGCACUGGACGCAUCCUGUUCACUCGCGAAGACCUCGAUGGGCUGGUUGAUGACUACUUCGAAGGCCGCAAAACGGAGGUGGUUGACGGUGUUGAGAAGUAUGUUGUCACGACAAAGUCACCAGAUAUGAGCCCUGUCAUGCAGGCAGCCAAAAAUGAGCAAACACGAAAGAUACUACUAACUUUGAACAAGCAGUUGUGUCCAGAAAACAUUGUGCUAAUGCAAGAAACUAUUGCUCUGCGCACUGAGGCAGCCCAGCUUCUUGAAUUCAAGACACAUGCAGAGUUUAAGCUAAGUAAGGUAGGCAAGACACCAAAAGAGGUGAUAAACUUUGAGCAUGACAUGCAGACAAGAUUGCAGCUCUUGGCAAAAACUGAGUUCAAGAAGCUCGAAAAACUUAAACAGGCAGAGAACAAGGCAGCGGGUGUGCCUUAUGAGGGCUUGUAUCUGUGGGACCAUCGUUAUUACUCAACGCUGCUAAAGAAGCAUGAAUAUAGUAUCAGUGAGGAUGAGGUCAAGCAGUACUUUCCAGUAAAGGAGGUGAUACAUGGCAUUCUAGAUAUUUUCCAGAAUAUGUUCAGCCUGCGGUUUACUAAGGUAGAGAACCCGCCUGUGUGGCAUGAUGAUGUGGACAUGUACGAGGUGUGGGAAGCCACAAGUGACGAGUUUGUUGGCCACUUUUACCUUGACCUGUAUCCACGCGAGAACAAGUACAACCAUGCUGCAGUGUGGCCGAUUCGCGCCGGGUAUGAUCGUGAAGAUGGAACACGUGAGUACCCAGUGGCAGCCAUGGUUGCUAACUUUUCCAAACCUACAGGUGCUACACCAGCGCUGCUGACACAUGGCAAUGUUGUAACAUUUCUGCACGAGCUUGGACACGUCUUUCACGAAAUGUGUUCAGUGACCAAGUGGGCUAAAUUUCAUGGUACUAAUAUGGAGCGUGACUUUGUAGAGGCCCCAUCGCAGAUGCUCGAAAAUUGGGGUUGGGACCCCUCAGUCUUACGCAAGUUUGCCGUGCACUACAAGACUGGGGAGCCCAUUCCUGAAGACCUUGUCAAGCGCCUCGUUGCUGCUAAGAACAAAGGCUCAGGAUUGUCUAAUCUUGUUCAAGUAUUUUACGGGCUUUAUGACAUGGCCAUUCAUGACACUGCUGAUGGCAAGGUAGAUGCUAAGGCAAUUUACAACAAGUUGCGCGAAGGCAUUACAAUGUUUAAGAAUGGUGACAUUGAUUCCUGGGGCAUGGCCACCUUUGGACACAUGAUGGGUGGAUAUGACACUGGGUACUACGGGUACCUUUGGUCGCAGGUAUUUAGUGCCGACAUGUUUGCGUCGCGGUUUUUCAAGGAGGGAAUUGACAACCCAAAGACUGGGUUGGACUACCGCCGUGAAAUACUGCUUCCCGGUGGCAGCCGCGAUGCAUCAGUGAGCCUGGAGAAAUUCUUGAGCCGCAAGCCCAACAACACGGCGUUUCUUGAGUCAAUUGGGCUCAAGCUUGACUGGGUUUAAUAUUUUAAAUAAUU